Messenger RNA from Dunckerocampus dactyliophorus (ringed pipefish), 4403 nucleotides. It is a transcript of the gene usp28, whose product is annotated as ubiquitin specific peptidase 28. Lineage: Eukaryota; Metazoa; Chordata; Actinopteri; Syngnathiformes; Syngnathidae. The record is from RefSeq and is a predicted model, not a curated record. The transcript has 26 exons. Gene Ontology annotation, cellular component: cytosol; nucleus. Gene Ontology annotation, molecular function: cysteine-type endopeptidase activity; protein binding; cysteine-type deubiquitinase activity. Gene Ontology annotation, biological process: protein deubiquitination; DNA damage checkpoint signaling; regulation of protein stability. The coding region runs from base 116 to 3703 and encodes 1195 amino acids.
UGACAGGCGGCCGAGCACGUUCAUGUGUCUGGCGGCUCUCUACUGCGAGAGACAGAUGGGGUUUCAGUGACUCCGCUCUCUGGGCUAAACAUUUACAAAACAACAGCAUUUUGCAAUGACACCCGAAGAGAGCGAAAAUGGAGAAAACGCAACGAACUCGCAGAGUGAGAUGUUGAUCAACCAGCUGAGGGAGAUCACCGGCGUCCAGGAUCCACAGAUUCUCUGCAGAGCGUUAAAGGCCAGUCGGGGUGACAUUGGACAUGCUGUCGGGCUGCUGACAACCCAGCCAGCGGAGGUUCCGGAUGCCGGAGAACCACAAGAGUCUGGGACGCCUGGCGUUCCCUGGGAGGGACAGAAAGGAGACCGUGAUGAACUGCAGACCGCCAUAGAGCUGAGCUUGCAGGAGUCUCACAACGCUCAGGAAGAGGAGCGACAGUUCCAUAGGGCCCUGGAGGCCAGUGCCGAGGAGAACUCUGCGAGAAGCAAGAGGAAGAGAUGUGAGGCCCAGAGUGACAUGUGCAACCCCGCAGACUGGAUCCGCCAGGACGACUGGCCCGUCGGCAUUCGCAACGUGGGAAACACCUGCUGGUUCAGCGCCGUCAUUCAGUCGCUGUUCCACCUGCCUGUGUUCAGAAGGCUGGUUCUCAACUACCAUCUGUCUGAGCAAAUCCUGGACAAGUGUCAGAGCCACGCGGACAAGAGGAACAUUGCCUUCAUGCAGGAGCUGCGGUGUCUCUUCGCCCUCAUGGUGGGCUCCACUCGCAGGUUUGUAGACCCCUCUGCCGCCGUGGAGCUGCUGCGAGAUGCCUUCAGGACCAGCGAGGCCCAGCAGGAUGUAAGCGAGUUCUCCCACAAGCUGCUUGACUGGUUAGAGGACGCCUUUCAGCUCGCCGCCAAUGGACACAGCCCAACAGACAAGCAGCAAAACCCCAUGGUGCAACUUUUCUAUGGCACCUUUGUGACUGAGAGGAAGCAUGAGGGUAAAAUUCUCUGCAACAUUGAACAGUUUGGCCAGUACCCCCUUCAAGUAAAUGGCUUCAACAACCUGGAUGAGUGCCUGGAAGGCGCCAUGGUCGAGAGGGAGAUCGAGUCGCUCCACACUGAUCACAGCGCUCCAUGUGGUAGAGAGAGAUGGUUCAAGAAGUUGCCGCCUGUUCUGACAUUUGAACUGUCCAGGUUUGAGUUCAACACCCAGCUGGGCCGCCCGGAGAAGAUACACAAGAAACUGGAGUUUCCACAAAUCAUCUACAUGGACAGAUAUCUUCAUAAAAACCUACAGUGUACACAUGAGAGGAGAGGAGAAGUGAAAAAGCUGAAGGAGCAGCUUGCAGCCCUCCAACAGAAACUUGAAUGCUACAAGAACUACGGCUCAGGACCCAGCAAGUAUCCUCUGGCCGACAUGCUACAGUUUGUGUUGGAGUUUGCGUCCACCAAGCCCGUCAAUGUUUCCCCGGCUGAGGACACCAGACCACCCUCUUCCUCGCCCACUCCUCCCAGCCACCCACUCAGUGAGAGCAUCAGCCAAGACAACAGUGACCCUGCAGGUGCUGAGCAGGGCCUCAUUUCCAGCUGCCAGCGCACCCCCAUAUACAAACCCUUCACCCAGUGCAGACACCAAGCUGACUGCCCACCCCAUCCUGCCCCCCACAGCAUCACAGAAGAGGAGCUGUACUUUGUUAAGGCCUGCUUACAGCGUUGGAGGACAGAGGUGGAGAAUGACAUCAAUGAGCUGAAGGCCAACAUUGACAGGCUCAGUCAGACGUUGGAGGGCAUGUACUCAGACAACAGCCUCUGCCAGGUACCCUACAGACUACACGCGGUGCUAGUGCACGAGGGCCAGGCCUCAGCAGGCCACUACUGGGCAUACAUUUAUGACCACGCCAACCAGCGCUGGAUGAAGUACAACGACAUCAGUAUCACAGAGUCCUCGUGGGAGGAGCUGGAGCGAGAUUCUUUCGGUGGGAUGACCAACGCCAGUGCCUACUGCCUGAUGUACAUUGACGACAGGCUACCCCACCUCAUCACUGAUGACACAGAUGAUGAGACAGGCCAGGUGCUGCAUGGCAUGGACUCGCUGCCACCCGUCCUGAGACGCUUUGUGCACCAAGACAACCGCUGGUUCCAGCAGGAGCUCAGCGAGUGGGAGGAGCAGCUGUGCCAGGCGGCGGCGCCCCAAGAGGAGACCACACUAAGUCCUGCCGAGCCCCCCAAAGCCAGCACAGAUGCCACUCAGCACUCUGCACCCGUCGAGCCAGCACCACAGUCAGGACCUCAGACUGAUGAGCCUGCUCAGGCAGCUGCUUCGGAACCACAACCAGAGGGUCAGAAGGAUGAGGAGCCUGCAGGACCAACGGAAGCAGAGGUAACGGCACCCCCACAGAGGUCUGACAGCCAUGCAGAUGAUAGCGAGUUCGCCAACAGUGACACACACAGGCCCAGCCAGGGUUCCACCACCACCACGGCUACUGAAACGGAGUCUCACAGUCAGACUCGUGGCCCUGAAGUGGAGCUCAGUAGCAACCAGCCACCAUCCGACCUCUCGCUGAAGAAAGAGGACAGAGAGGAAAAAGAAGAGGAAGAAGAAUCUCAACACGACCUGCAGCCCUCAUCUGAGGAGUCUCCUCAGUAUGAAGAUAGGAAGGACGAGGAGCCACAGGAGGAGCAGGUCCCUGCAAGACGGCAACAGGUGGAGAAUGAGGUCUCCGAGGUGGAGAUCCCCAACGUGGGAAGAAUCAUGGUGAGGGCUGAUGCAGAUGGAUACAAUGAAGAGAUGAUGCUGACUCCAGCUAUGCAGGGCAUCAUCCUGGCCAUUGCAAAGGCCAGACAAACAUUCGACACAGAGGGUGCCGAGGCUGGACUCAUUAAGGCCUUCCACGAAGAGUACUCCCGCUUGUACGAGCUCGCACAGGAGGAGACAACGCCGCGGGAGGACGCUCGCCUGCAGCACGCUCUGGUUUACUUCUUCCAGAACAAGGCGCCCAAACGCAUUAUAGAGAGGACGCUGCUGGAGCAGUUCACAGACCGCAACCUCAGCUUUGAUGAAAGAGCCAUCAGUAUCAUGAGGGAAGCCCGAGCCAAGCUGCGCCUCAUCAAACCAGAGGACAUGGAUAUGGAUGAGUACAUGCAGUGGCACGACGACUACAGAACGUUCCGGACUGUCUUUGUCUACCUGCUAACUGGACUGGAGCACUACCAGCACGGGAAGAUGCGCGAGGCUCUGACCUACCUGGCUCACGCGUACGACGCCAACACCACCCUGCUGAGGAGCGGAGAGAAACGUGGCGUAGAAACGUCACUUAUUGCACUUUACAGGAGGAAAUGCCUCACGACCCUGAACGAAAGCGCGACACGCCUCUUUGCCAGCGGGGAGGAAAACAAGGUGGAGGAGGGUGUGGCCAUCAUGGACGAGGUGGUCAUUCCCUGCCUGCACCUCAUGAGCCGCGAGUCGCAGAUAUCGCAGGAGGACCGUGACACGAUGGAGAACAUCCGCAGCCAGUGGUGCUGCUGUCUGGGCCAAGACAUGGACGACUCGCUACAGAUGAAACUGGGUGAGUUUCUGCCCAGGGUUCUGGACUGCUCGGCCGAGACCGUGGUGCUUAAAGACCCACCUAAAGUCCAUGUGAACCAGGCCCACGACCUGUGCAGUCGCCUGGCUGCCGUCAUGGAGUCUAUCCACAACACCUCAGUGGUCAUUGUCAAGUAAAGUUCAGGUCCAAACCCUAACAGAUGAACUUGAAACCACGCUGAAAGUAACAUGGCCAACGCACAGCAGGGGUUCAAUCAUUUCAGUCAUGCAUUCAUACAGGCCACAUGGUUUGUAGCGCUAGCUAUAAGCAUUAGCAAGCUGGAAUAGUCGGAAAAUACAUAUGGUAGAAUGUUACGUCACGCAAGUAUGUUUACCUUAUUGAGAGUGCAGGAAGUGAUGAGGUGAGAUUGUGUUGCCAGGCAGAGUGAGCACAUGACAUUUGUGCUGCACACUGACAAAUGAUUGUUGAUUGUUGUUUUUCUAAGUAUGUAUUUUAUAUUAUUACUUUGUAUUUUUCCUGAUAUAGACUUUGACAAGUCUUAUUAUGUAGGUAAAGCACAGACAAGCGAGUACAUCUUCAAAAUAGAGCUACAGAAAAAUGUCACAUAGAAAAGUAUUACAAGAACGUGCAAUAGUGGAUUAUUUAGUAAGAGGCUAUUUAAACCUUUUUAAGGUUAUUAUUGAUCAUUAUGGAACGGCACUUGGCUUUAAAACACAGUGCCUUGUGUCCACUGCAGGUGCUUUUCUGUGUCAAAGACAAUAAAUAUUUCCUAUUUGUAUAAACAAAUCUUCCCAAACAAGAUUUUUUUUAAAUCUCGAAACAACCUGUCACCGUUUUGAUCUCAUAUGUCGCUGAUACCACUACUUCCUUUUGGCU